AUGCAAACCAGUUCCACCGACGGCAGCAUCCAAGAGGUGAACGUGAGCCCGUGCCCCACGCAGCCCUGCCAGCUCGUUAAGGGGACGUCCUACAGUAUCAACGUCACCUUCGCCAGCAAGAUCGACAGUCAGGGCAGCAAAGCGAAGGUGUACGGUGAGAUGCUGCGUGUGGACGUGCCCUUUCCCAUUCCGGAGCCUGAUGGAUGCAAGUCCGGGAUCCAGUGCCCCAUUCAGAAGGGCCAUUCCUACAGCUACCUGAACAAACUCCCUGUGAAGAGCGAGUACCCCAGUAUUAAACUGAUUGUGAAGUGGGAGCUGGUGGAUGACCAGGACCAGAUGUUGUUCUGCUGGAAGAUACCAGUUCAGAUCACCAGCUGAGGAGCCCUGACAUUAGUAGGGCUUGGGGAGAAAAAAAAAAAAAAGAAAGCAACACAGGCCAAAUUCUUUUAUACAAUAAGCAUUUCUUACUGCUUCCUUCAGAGCUCUCCAGCCUCUGAG
Molecule: messenger RNA, 498 nt
Organism: Chaetura pelagica (chimney swift)
Lineage: Eukaryota; Metazoa; Chordata; Aves; Apodiformes; Apodidae
Gene: NPC2
Product: Niemann-Pick disease, type C2
Exons: 4
Coding region: 1-378 (125 amino acids)
Biological process (GO): intracellular cholesterol transport; cholesterol efflux
Molecular function (GO): cholesterol binding
Source: RefSeq, a predicted model, not a curated record